AUGACCCACGACGAGGCACCGACGAGCCCUGUGCUGCCGCCGCCCCCGCGCGCUACAGCCAUGAUUGUGAUUGGCAUGGCCGGUUCGGGCAAGUCGACUUUCGUGUCCAAGCUCGCCUCGCAUCUCGGCCAGCGCGCAGCCUCGGCGGCGGAGGAGCCCCAUGCGACGCGCCCGUACUUGAUCAACAUUGACCCGGCCGUGUCGACCUUGGGCUACGCUCCGAACGUCGACAUCCGCGACACGAUCGACUACCACCGUGUGAUGGAAGAGUACAAGCUCGGGCCGAAUGGCGGUAUUCUCACAUCGCUCAAUCUGUUCACGACCAAGUUUGAUCAGGUCUUGCAGCUCGUGGACAAGCGCGCCCAGGAGCUCGACUACAUGGUGCUCGAUACGCCCGGCCAGAUUGAAAUCUUCACGUGGUCGGCAUCCGGCUCCAUCAUCACCGAUGCGCUGGCGACGUCGAUGCCCACGGUGCUCGUGUACGUCGUCGAUACCCCGCGUACGACGGCACCAGCCACGUUCAUGAGCAAUAUGUUGUACGCGUGCAGCAUUCUGUACAAGGCCCGUCUGCCAUUCGUGAUUGUGUUUAACAAGAUUGAUGUGCAGUCGCACGAGUUUGCCCUCGAGUGGAUGCACGACUUUGAAGCGUUUCAGCGCGCGUUGAUGGCCGGUCACGCUCGUGAUCCGUCCACGUACGCGACGUCUGGCACCAAGGAGCCGCCGACGUCAUUCGAGAGUCGCGGUGAGGAGCCCAGCUACCUCAACAGUCUCAUGAACAGCAUGAGCCUCGUCCUCGAUGAAUUCUACAAGAACCUGACAGCCGUCGGUGUGUCGUCCGCCACAGGUCAGGGUAUGGACGCGUUUCUAGACGCCGUGCAGUCGGCACGCACAGAGUACCUGCACGAUGUGCGCCCUCUUCUCGAAAAAACGGUCGCUGAGAAGCGCGCUCAGCGGACCGAAUCGCGUGAAAACCAAAUGAAAGCGCUGAUGCGCGACAUGAGCCUCCGUGAGCCGCGGUCCGGCAUGGCCAAGAUACGGUCGCAGCAGCGCGCUGAUCCGCAAGAUACCCAGGCAAAGUACGAUGGCGAUGGCGUCAUUGUAGACCCUGACUCGGACGAGGAAAAGCCCGAGUACGGCGCCCCGGGCGGAGACGAUCGUCUCAGUCAGCGAUGGAACAAUUUGGACGGCAGCUACUGGCCUACGUCCCUAUAA
This is a messenger RNA of Malassezia restricta, 1212 nucleotides long. Its product is annotated as GTPase NPA3. Bases 1 to 1212 code for a protein of 403 amino acids. The record is from RefSeq and is a predicted model, not a curated record. The transcript has a single exon. Lineage: Eukaryota; Fungi; Basidiomycota; Malasseziomycetes; Malasseziales; Malasseziaceae. Gene Ontology annotation, molecular function: GTPase activity.